Messenger RNA from Aspergillus tubingensis, 2079 nucleotides. RefSeq names its product 1,4-alpha-glucan branching enzyme GLC3. The transcript has 8 exons. Lineage: Eukaryota; Fungi; Ascomycota; Eurotiomycetes; Eurotiales; Aspergillaceae. The coding region runs from base 1 to 2079 and encodes 692 amino acids. The record is from RefSeq and is a predicted model, not a curated record. Gene Ontology annotation, biological process: glycogen biosynthetic process. Gene Ontology annotation, cellular component: cytoplasm. Gene Ontology annotation, molecular function: 1,4-alpha-glucan branching enzyme activity; cation binding; hydrolase activity, hydrolyzing O-glycosyl compounds.
AUGGCUUCUACCGAAACUCAAACUGCCCUUCAAACGGCGUCUCCAGAUGGUACAGGUGUUAUCCAGCUUGAUCCUUGGCUUGAGCCCUUCCGCGAUGCUCUGAAGCAGAGGUUCCAGUAUGUAGAGAGCUGGGUCAAGACGAUUAAUGAAACUGAGGGCGGGUUGGACAAGUUUAGCAGGGGCUACGAGAGAUACGGUCUCAAUGUCAACGCCAAUGGAGACAUCACUUACAGAGAAUGGGCGCCUAAUGCUGUUGAAGCUGAGCUAGUUGGGGACUUUAACAAUUGGGAUGUCACGGCCCACCCGAUGACGAAGAACAGCUUCGGUGUCUGGGAGAUUACAUUGCCUGCAAAAGAUGGGGUCCCGGUGAUCCCUCAUGACAGCAAAAUCAAGAUAACCAUGGUCACUCCUGAAGGAGAACGAAUCUACCGAAUCCCUGCAUGGAUCAAGCGUGUCGUGCAAGAUCUUACUGUGUCUCCGACAUAUGAGUCGGUCUUCUGGAACCCUCCAGCUACUGAGCGCUAUCAAUUCAAGCAUUCGCGCCCAAAGAGGCCCGAAAGCCUUCGUAUCUACGAGGCCCACGUGGGUAUUUCUUCUCCAGAAACGAGGGUCGCAACUUACAAAGAGUUUACUGCCAAUAUGCUGCCUCGCAUUAAGUAUCUGGGAUACAAUGCGAUUCAACUUAUGGCCAUUAUGGAACAUGCCUACUACGCCAGCUUCGGGUACCAGGUCAAUAGCUUCUUCGCGGCCAGCAGUCGCUAUGGUACGCCGGAAGACCUGAAAGAGUUAGUAGACACAGCACAUAGCAUGGGCUUGGUGGUGCUUCUUGACGUCGUCCACAGCCAUGCGUCCAAGAAUGUCCUGGACGGGCUGAACAUGUUCGAUGGCUCUGACCAUCUCUACUUCCAUUCCGGUGGGAAGGGUCAGCAUGAUCUUUGGGACAGUCGUCUGUUCAACUACGGCAGCCAUGAAGUCCUGAGGUUCCUUCUGAGCAACCUUCGCUUCUGGAUGGAAGAAUACAAGUUUGACGGCUUCCGUUUUGACGGUGUAACAAGUAUGCUUUAUGUCCACCACGGGAUUGGAACUGGAUUCUCUGGCGGAUAUCACGAAUACUUCGGCGGUUCAGUAGAUGGCGAAGGUGUGAUGUACCUGACCUUGGCCAACGAAAUGCUCCACAGUCUAUACCCCGAGUGCAUAACUGUGGCAGAGGAUGUAUCUGGAAUGCCUGCACUGUGCUUGCCGCACGCCCUUGGGGGUGUUGGAUUUGACUACCGACUUGCCAUGGCAAUUCCAGACAUGUACAUCAAGCUCCUGAAAGAGAAGUCGGAUAGUGAAUGGGACAUUGGCAACCUCUCCUUCACGUUGGUCAACCGACGUCACGGGGAGAAGACGAUUGCCUACGCGGAGAGCCAUGAUCAGGCGCUUGUUGGCGACAAAACUAUCAUGAUGUGGCUCUGCGACAAGGAGAUGUACACCCACAUGUCCGUGUUGACAGAGUUUACACCCAUCAUUGAAAGAGGCAUGGCUCUUCACAAGAUGCUCCGCCUGGUUACCCAUGCUCUCGGUGGUGAGGGUUAUCUCAACUUUGAAGGUAACGAAUUUGGUCAUCCCGAAUGGCUCGACUUCCCUCGUGCCGGUAAUAACAACUCGUUCUGGUACGCACGUCGCCAACUGAACCUAACGGAAGACCAUCUUCUCCGCUAUAAGUUCCUGAAUGACUUCGACCGCGCCAUGCAGCUAACCGAAGAGAAAUACGGCUGGCUCCAUUCCCCACAAGCAUACAUCAGCCUGAAGCACGAGGGUGACAAGGUCCUUGUCUUUGAACGUGCAGGCCUCCUCUGGAUCUUUAACUUCCAUCCUACAAACAGCUUCACAGACUACAGAGUGGGCGUUGAGCAAGCCGGAACCUACAGAAUCGUGCUUGACACCGAUGACAAGGAGUUCGGUGGCUUCGGUCGUAACCUUAAGGAGACGCGCUUCUUCACGACAGACCUGCCUUGGAACAACCGCAGCAAUUAUCUGCAGGUCUAUAUCCCGACGAGAACAGCACUGGUUCUUGCCUUGGAAGAGACUCUAUAG